Molecule: messenger RNA, 756 nt
Organism: Psilocybe cubensis
Lineage: Eukaryota; Fungi; Basidiomycota; Agaricomycetes; Agaricales; Agrocybaceae
Exons: 5
Coding region: 1-756 (251 amino acids)
Molecular function (GO): phosphatase activity
Source: RefSeq, a predicted model, not a curated record
AUGUCGGGUCCACUUUUACAAAGAAGAAAUGUCGAGUAUGUCCUCUUUGACAUGGAUGGCCUGAUGAUUGAUUCUGAAAAGAUCUACACUAUCGCUACUAAUGAAGUGCUCGGAAAAUUUGGGAAGGAGAUGACCUGGGACAUGAAAGCAGGAUGUAUGGGCAAACCUGAGAGAGAGGCCGCUAUACAUACUCUGUCGUUCUUCCCUGGCAUACCUAUUACUGUCGAUGAAUUUCUAGUGGAGAGAAACCGCGUUCAGGACACACUAUAUCACACAGUGUCGCUACUUCCCGGCAUAAGCAAGCUUGUGCACCAUCUAAAAAAACACAAUAUUCCAAUGGCCGUAGCCACCAGUUCUCGCCGCAGGAAUUUCGAGAUGAAAACUGCACUCCAUCAAGAGUUCUUCUCGCUUUUUGAUGGCAAAAUUGUCUGCGGCGACGAUAGGCAAUACAAUAUGAAAGGCAAACCCGCUCCGGAUAUCUUUCUGGUUGCUGCUACGGUCUUGGGGAAAAAUGUUGGCAAACUAGACGAAGUUCCCGAGGCCAUCCACCUCGUUGAAAGAGCGAAAGGACUUGUAUUCGAGGAUGCUUUGCCGGGGAUACAAGCCGGUAAAAGUGCAGGCAUGUCAGUCGUAUGGGUCCCCGACCCAAACCUUCUGAAGUUAACGCACCAAACUGAAGAAGUUCCCGACCAAGUACUUGCCUCUUUAGAAGAUUUUAAACCCGAGGAAUGGGGCCUACCACCAUACGACUCAUAA